ACCGGACAGUCACUUUUGACCAAAGAUACCACGUUUGAUCUACCAUUGAUCCGUUCCAGUCGUCAGCGCUGCAGCGACGAUUCCCAAUCUCGAUUCUCAUAAAUCAACAAUUGAAACCAUCUCUAUAUAGUUUUGUUAAUGUCAACAUGUCUUAAUGGGUAUUGGGUAAAUUUUUCAUAAUCCCAUCUCUCUCUCUCUCCCCUGAAAUACUUUUCCACAGCGGUGUCACUGUCACCCUCUCGUUUCCUGGACCAGUGAUCGGUACAAUUCAAUCCAAUUCAAUACAAUUACGCCAUCGUUGACCCACUUCCAAGUUCCCAAGUCGUCCUGGCAGCUACAGCCCCUGAUUUCCAAUCUUCCCUCACCACCACUUGUUUCUUCACCCACUCCCAAUUUACAAGUUCAUCAAGAUUGAAAGAAACACAACCCUCACCCCACCCAACCACACCCCCCCCCCAACAAAAAAAAAAAAAACCUUAGCCUGCCCAGGUGCUCAGGAAUGAAUAAUUUACCUCACAAAAUGCCCAGAAAAGCUCUGUUUGUUUACACGGUUUGUCUGCUCAGCCUCAUCCCAUUAAUCGAAGGAGCUGACCCGACUUUCGUCUCCAUAGACUGCCCAAACAUAACCCUUGCCACUACAAGUACCUAUGCCCCAAACAGCACCUACCAAACAAACCUCAACACCCUCUUCUCCGUUCUCUCCACCAACUCCAGCAACGCAUCCGGCGGCUUUUACAACUUCAUCGCCGGCACCAGCCCGCCAGACGUCGCCUACGGCCUCUUCCUCUGCCGCGGCGAUGUCUCCGCCGCCGUGUGUAGAGAUUGCGUCGUUUACGCUAUCGGAGAUGUGGUCAAGCGGUGCCCCAGGUCGAAGCAGGUCACGAUCUGGUACGACCAGUGUUUGCUCAGGUACUCCAACCAGUCCAUCUUUGCCGCUGCGGACACACAAUUGUGGAUCGUUUUGAGCAAUCCGCAGAGCGUAACCGAUGCGACCCGUUUUACCGAAGUUUUGGGACAGGUAAUUGCCGAUGUUGCCAACCGGGCCUCGAUUGAUGACUCGGGCAAGAAAUUCGCGACUACACAAGCCAAUUACUCAGCGCUUCAAUCGGUGUAUGGACUAGCGCAAUGCACGCCGGAUUUAUCUGAUGAUGCUUGCAAUGGCUGCCUUCUGAAUGCUAGGUCGAAGCUUCCUGAUGAUGCAAAACAAGGAGCGAGAGUUCUGUUUCGGAGCUGUUAUGUCUGGUAUGAGGUGUACCUGUUUUUCAACGCUAGCAUCGGUGCUGCUCCGCCGCCGCCGCCACCUUCGUCAGUCCUCACUCCUCCUGCAAGCAGCCCUGGAAAUGGGGGACUCUCAUCGCAACAAAUCAUUGCCAUUGUCGUUCCAAUUUGCGUCGCCAUUAUGCUUUUCAUAGCAGGCUUCUGCAUCCUAACUAGGAGGGCGAAGAAAAAGUAUAAUUCCCUAAGAGAAGACACUGUCGGGGAUGACAUAUCAGCAGUGCAGUCUUUGCAAUAUGAUUUGGGUACAAUUCAAGCUGCCACGAACAACUUUUCUGACGAUAAUAACAAAAUCGGUGAAGGUGGAUUUGGUGCAGUCUACAAGGGUUUUCUUCCAGAUGGACAAGAAGUAGCUGUGAAGAGGCUAUCUCGAACCUCAGGGCAAGGUGCAACAGAGUUCAAGAAUGAGAUGGUAUUGGUAGCCAAGCUUCAACAUAGAAACUUAGUGAGGCUACUCGGAUUUUGCUUGGAAGGAAAAGAAAAGAUACUCAUUUAUGAGUUUGUGCCCAACAAAAGCCUCGACUACUUUUUAUUCGACCCAUUGGAGCAAGCGAAGUUGGAUUGGUCAAGACGUUACAGGAUAAUUGGAGGGGUAGCCCGGGGGAUGUUGUACCUUCAUGAAGAUUCACGACUUAGAAUUAUACACCGUGAUCUCAAAGCUAGCAAUAUCUUGUUGGAUGGUGAUAUGAAUGCGAAAAUAUCAGAUUUCGGCAUGGCGAGGAUCUUUGGAGUUGAUCAAACUCAAGGAAAUACAAGUCAAGUCGUUGGAACAUUUGGUUAUAUGUCUCCGGAGUAUGUAACGCGUGGACAAUUCUCUGUCAAGUCCGAUGUGUUUAGCUUCGGCGUCUUAGUUCUGGAGAUCAUUUCUGGCAAGAAGAUCAACAACUUUUACCAAUCAGAUGGUGCUAGGAACCUUCUGAGCUAUGCUUGGAAGCUUUGGAGGGAUGGAACACCCUUGGAUUUGAUGGAUCCAACUCUUCAAGGGUCCUAUUCCAGAAAUGAAGUCACUAGAUGCGUUCAUAUCGCCUUGUUGUGUGUCCAAGAUGAUCCGGAUGCCAGGCCCUCCAUGGCAACAAUAGUUCUGAUGCUCAAUAGCUAUUCUGCCACGCUGUCACUUCCUCAACCGCCUACAUUCUUAGGACGAAGCAUACCGGGGUCAAAUUUUCUCAAAGCGAUAGAGUCGGACCAGUCUAUGAGCAACUCAGCACAGUUCUCUGUGAAUGAAGCAUCAAUUACUGAGCUAGGCCCUAGAUGAUGUGACAACGUCUAGGCAAAUACGAAGUCAGGUUUGUUUUUACGCCGUGAGAUGAGUAACUUGGUGACUAUGCGCUGGGGCAUAGAGUAUGUUGUAUUGCAUCUGCACAAAUUUUAUACAUAUAAUGUCUAUCGGAAUUAACUUCCACAGAGUAUAUCAGUUUUCACCGGUUUGUAAGAUACUUUCAUAAGCGUGUAUUUUGAGUCCAAUAUGACGAAUCGCAUGUUGUGAUGUUCAUGGAAAUAGAACUGUGGAUGUACUCGGCAUUCUGUUUGGGAACCAAGUAAAAUCAGUGUCUUCCAUUA
Molecule: messenger RNA, 2835 nt
Organism: Rhododendron vialii
Lineage: Eukaryota; Viridiplantae; Streptophyta; Magnoliopsida; Ericales; Ericaceae
Product: cysteine-rich receptor-like protein kinase 10
Exons: 8
Coding region: 500-2530 (676 amino acids)
Biological process (GO): protein phosphorylation
Molecular function (GO): protein kinase activity; ATP binding
Source: RefSeq, a predicted model, not a curated record